AUGACUGGUAUUGAUAUGCCUCCAGUUCUUCGUGGUUUAACUGAUAUUUAUCGUGAAUCAGUUGAAGAAUUAUCAGAAAGGAAUAAAGCAGAGAGGGGUGAAGACCGUACAUAUUUAGAUGAUCUAAAUGACGGCGAUGAUGGUGAUGAUGGUGAUUGUUCCAGCACUGCUAUUGAUAGUAUGAAAACUGUUUGUUCAGCAAUUGUUGAGAUAUUAAAGAAUUUAGUGCGUUCCGGAAGAGCUUAUUGUUUGGAACAAACACCUGAUUUUUCAUUUAUUUCAUUCACUGACCAACGGAUAAGUGGACGUUUGUAUCUUGUUCGUGAUUAUCUACUGGUACGAUCUCAUCGAGUUAUAGCCAGUCAGAUGGAACCGACUGCUGGAAGUGUUUUACCUCGUCUACCAAAAAUGUUAAACUGUUUAGUAAAUCUUACAUCGGCAAAACAUCAUGAAUUAUUGAGUUGUAAUGGUAAUAAUAAUAAUAAUAAUAGUGGUAGUGGGAGGAAGACAAAAAGUGGUCGUUGGGGUUCAACUCGUAAACCUUGGAGUUUAUCAUCAUCACCAUCACUAUUAACCAAUCAUUACAAAUACAUCACAUGGUGUCUUAGAAAUAAUCUCUGUGUUAAAAGGUAUGCUUUCUGGUACGUUGCAACUGUGGAUAUCACGGAAACUGAAGCACCACAACUCUUGAUACCACUUCUAUUGCCACAUGCUAAAUUAUUAGCUGAAGAUCAUAGUUUCGCCUUCUUAUUGAUCCUACGUCUUGAUCGUGUUCGUAGAGCUUUGUUACCGGAGAAGGAAUAUUUCACGCUUUUUCAUCGUGUAUUCAAAUAUUUGUCAUUAGAGAGUAAAUAUGAACUGCUGAGGUGUAUUCAAGAGAAGAAAAAUUCUGUUUACGAAACCCCACUAUCAAAAUCAAAUGCUUGUUUUCAGUCAUCUAUUUGUCCAUUAUUCAAUCGUUUAGCCUCCUUUGAUAGUAAUGCUGACACUUUUCUUUCAGAUUGUGAAGUAGUACUGUUCACACAUCCAGUACACUUUUUUACUGAGUUAAUUCAAUUUCCAGUUAGACAACAACUUCCUCAUUUACAGACUGUUGUUCAACAGCUGAUCGAUGAAUUAUCUUACGCGCUCCCAGUACCUACAGAUUUUUCUCCAGGGGAAACAAAAGUAUUGGAUAAAUCAGGCAGUGAAAGAAAGAGCGAAGCAAUUCCUGGACAAGAUCACCACCACCAUCAUCAACAACAUCAACAACUGAAACAAUCCAUUCAUAGUACAAUCUUUCAAGAACUUAUUCUUGUUGAUUGGUCAAAUCGUCCAUGCUACAGUAAUAUUUCAUUAUUCGGUGAAGAAGACAUAUAUUCUGAGAUAGAUAAGGUUAAUUUAUUGAAUGUGAAAUUCAAUUUUAACGAUGACAAAUGUCUGCUGGACCAAUCUGAUGAGUCAAAUAAUAAAUUAUCGAGGAAUCUAAUCUUGGAUACUCUAGUUCAUCUGUUUAAGAAACCGGAUUGUAUCAUUCAAAUUAACACAAUUUUACAAGUAUUUCAAAGUUAUUUGAAAGAUAAUUUACAGUCACUAAUUUAUAAACAUUCGAAUAUUGAACAGUCAACGCCAAUAACAACAACAACAGCGCCAACAACAUCGACUCUUAAAGCGGGGAAUAAAUCUCCUACACUUCAAAGUAUGCAUGUUCGGGGAUUUAUAGAUAUGCUGUAUCGUUUAAUAAAAGCAGCUUCAUCUGGUCAUGAACUUCUUUUAUUGUUAAACAAAAUUAAUAUCUGUGAAUUACUGAAACAAUUUAUGCAAUUGUUUAAUAUCCUAUUCUUAAAUCAAUUUAAUAAUGAAUUCACUAUUACUCCUACUACUGCUACCACCGUCACCAUGACCACCACUCCUGAGAGUCAGUCAACUUGUGCUUCGUCUGUAUUCAUUCCCCUACCUGACCUGGAUGACGUUGAUGAUUAUGAAGAAUAUUUUGAAUACCUGAUCAUAAGUGAAGUAGAUGUCAUGUUGUUGGAAUUGAUUGCUCACUGUUUACAACUAUCUCUAUCCUCUUGUCCGUGUAAUCGUCAAACAGAAGGUGAUGGGGAAAGAGAAGAUCAAAUCAGCUGUCAUAUCAAUAAUACGCUACGUUUACUGCAUACAUUUAAAAAUGAUAUCGUCAAUUCGAAAAGUACACGUGAUUGGUGUAAACAAAAGUGGUCGUACUUAUUCAACAGUUCAAUAUUUGCCUCAAUGACUGCGUUGAAAUUAAAACAGCAUAAGUGUUGUUUGAAAAGCAUCAAUGUCUUAAAGGAUGAAGUGUUUAAAUUAUCUAUUGAAAUGUCUAGUCAAACAUUGAAUACAUUGACACAAUUGAUGGACAUUAAUGUCUUUUAUCGAAGUACUGGUAUACAUUUCAAAGCUAUUUCGUCGGGUGAAUUAUCGCCACCACCACCACCACCACCACCACCAACGACAACAGAAGAUAAAACAAAAACUGCCAGUAACACUGAGUCAGUAUUGCCUACAACUGAUUCAGAGAGGCAGCAGCAUACCAAUCAUCAGUUGAAAGUACCAGAUAACUUCGUAUCACCACGUGUAAUUCAUUUGAUCUUUGAGAUAGCCAGCUAUUCUAAUCAAUUAUGCAGUGAAGUAUUGAAGUCAAUUCUCAAAAAAGCCGUAGAAUCCAAUCGAAUAUGGUGUCAGUUAAAUAUCAAACCAAGUCAUCUGUUAAUUUCUGUCCUAUCGUUUCUGAGAAUCAUAUCGGUAACGGGACAGAUAAGAUGCUGGCGGCGUUUAUACUUCUUACUCGGCCGAUUGAUGAAGGCUGGUGUACUAACUUAUCCCAUACCAACAUUUUUAAUUGAUCAUGAAAACGGAAGGGUCAAUAGUCUGUCAAGACAUUUCUUCUUAAUAGAUUGGAGUAAACUUCAUGGUACAUUGGAUCUAUUCGCAUUGACAUUUCAUGUAUUCGACUUAUGGUGUAAGGCGUCAUCUUCUUGUGCCAGUAAUAACAGUAAUGACGAUGAUGAUGUCGGUUCACAUAGAGAAUUGUGUAUUCUACUGCAUUCAUUAACUGAUUUAGUUUCUAAUUUUACAUCAGUUAUUCCAAAACUUCCACCUUCAGAGACGGAAACGUUGACGAUGACGAAUGAAACAACCGUGAAUGGAAAUAAUAAUGACGACAUAGAUAACAAGACCAUGGAGUCCUCAUUAAAGCUAAAUCAAUCAACUGUGACACCUUCAGAGACGACGACGAAUCAACUGAGAAGAAGAUCAGAAGCGAUAGAAGAGUCUAUUGUUGAAGUCAAUAACAGUAAUUAUAAUGACGAUGGUGAUGAUAAUCAGACAAAUCAUUCGCAGAUGAAUGAGUCAUCCAUGAAUGGUUACAAUAAUAAUGAUGACAACAAGCACAAAGUCAGAACUACUGAGUCCGUAGUAACAACAAUACAUCAAUCUACCCUACCAUCUUCAAAGCGGGAGGAGAAGAAGAAAAAUAGGAAGUCGAAGAUGAAGGAGGUUUCAAGAGUGAAAAGUCAAGAUAAUAAAAUUAACAACAAUAAUAGUGAUGAUGACAGUGACAUGGACAACAAGGCUAUGGAGUCUACAUUAAGACACUAUCAAUUUGUCGAAUAUGCUAGACAAUCAAUUAUAUGCUUAUUAGAUGAAUUGACGAGACGUUUACAAACAGCGACAAGCGAAAUUCCAGGCCAAUUUCACAUUGAAACAACUACAUUGAAUCCAUUGUUCAAUGUUUCACUACAAUUCGAUCAACUGAAAGAAACAGUUUUAUCAAUUAGACAAGGUUUACAUCAAAAAUGAAUCAAACAAGUCUCUCUCUCUCGACAAUGUAAAAAUGUGUACACAUUGUUUAUUUUUCUAUUAAAAAGUUUCAUAGAUUAUACAA
This is a messenger RNA of Trichobilharzia regenti, 3886 nucleotides long. The record is from the annotation of a GenBank genome assembly. NCBI's taxonomy places the organism in Eukaryota, Metazoa, Platyhelminthes, Trematoda, Strigeidida, Schistosomatidae.